Molecule: messenger RNA, 1233 nt
Organism: Phaedon cochleariae (mustard beetle)
Lineage: Eukaryota; Metazoa; Arthropoda; Insecta; Coleoptera; Chrysomelidae
Source: the annotation of a GenBank genome assembly
AUGAAAGUAAAAUUGUGCAUAAAUAAGACGCGACAUCUUGCGAUAAUUUGUUUAUUUUUGAUAGGUAAACAUUCAGCCCAUUCCGAAUCAAAAUCAGAACCUCCAUGCAAACUCAAAGAUGGCUCAAAGGGUACAUGCAAAUUUUUGUCAGAAUGCCAGUCAGCGAAAGAUGCCCUUAAGAAAUCAAUAUUUCCGGAAAUAUGUGGAUUCAUUGGGACAAUGACGAUCGUUUGUUGCAAAACAAUAACUUCGUUCAAUCCUAUCGUCAUCCCUUCAGUUCCUGGAGAACUGAGGAAGUCAUCAGGUACUGAGCAACAUACGACUGCUAAUAAAGUAGGCAAAAUUAGCAAGGCAAAAUGCUUAGAAUAUUCCAAAUAUGCAUGGGAGGAACAACAGUCCGAUACUCUUUCUCUGAUGACGCAAUUGACUAAAACACUGGACUGUGCAUUCGACAUACAACAAAUGAUAAGUGGAGGGACACCAGCAGUUGUCAAAGAAUUUCCUCAUAUGGCUCAAAUCGGAUUCAAAUAUGAUAGAUCUGAAUUAAUAUCUUGGGAUUGCGGUGGAUCAUUGAUAAGUGAACGCUUCGUGUUGACAGCAGCCCACUGUGUCCAACAUCAAGACAGCUCACCGAAGUAUGUUAGAACUGGCAUAACAGUCCUUACGGAUAAGGCCCACAUGCAGCAACGCGCUGUAGCAGAGGUUUACCCCCACCCCCAGUACGAACCUGGCAAGCAUUACCACGACAUAGGCCUCCUGAGGCUAGCCAGACCGUUCGAAAUGAACCCGUAUGCUAGACCAGCGUGCCUCUUUGAUGGAAAGGUCAUCUCCCAGACCCAAGUCAUAGCCUCCGGGUGGGGCGCCAUUGGGUAUUUUGCUGAUCCCAGCCCUAGUCUCUUGAAGGUAGUGCUGGAGCUGUACGGGCCAAUAGAGUGUAAUCGGACGUAUAGGAGAGUGAUGAUGGAGUAUGGUUCGAAAUUGAGUAGGGGAAUAGUGGAUGAUAUGAUGAUUUGUGCUGGGUCUAGCAAGGACUUGAAGGAUACAUGUAGGGGUGAUUCCGGUGGUCCCCUCCAAAUUUACCACGAAGAUACCGAAGACAUCAAAUGUAUGUACGAAAUUAUUGGUGUGACAUCUUUUGGUAAAGGCUGUGGUCUUGCCAAAAAUAAUCCAGGAGUGUACACCAGGGUUUCUAACUAUCUACAGUGGAUAGAAAGUAUUGUGUGGUUGGAAUAG